AUGGAUGAGAUGGCUGAACAAUCUGUUGUCAGUCCAAAUGUCUCGGUGGCCUACAAAAACGUUCCCGUGGGGACUUGUACAACAGUUUUCGAGACUCAGCAACAAUUCGCAGGUUACAUCACUCUCCCACCGAAUAUUUUGGAUCCCAGUCAAGGAAACUACACCAUCAACACUUUUUUCUGGUUUAUUGAAGCGAGACAACUCCCCGAGUCGGCUCCAUUGACAAUCUUCAUCAAUGGCGGACCUGGGUCCAGCAGCAUGGUCGGUCUAUUCCAAGAGGUUGGACCCUGCCAGGUAGUGGAAAUUGCCAACGGUCAGCUGGGCACAAUUGCACGAGACUGGGGUUGGGACCGCAGCAGCAACAUUGUCUUCAUUGACCAGCCAGUUCAGGUGGGGUUCUCCUACGAUAUUCUGACCAACUCCUCCCUUAAUCUGCUUGAUGAAACCACAGUCACUCCACCAACAGCAGGACCCAUCUCGCAGCCUAGCUACACGUUUCUCAAUGGCACAUUCGGAUCGGGAAAUCCGUCAUUCACAGCCAAUACGUCCCAAAUUGCUGCCCAGUCGCUCUGGCAUUUUCUGCAAACAUUUCUCACUUCCUUUCCUCAGUACAAUACCGCUCUCCGUGUGCAAGCCAAUGAGCCUACGGCCGAGGUCCACCUGUUCACCGAGUCCUACGGAGGCAAGUAUGGACCUGCUAUUGGAGCUUUCUUCGGCGUCCAGAAUGAGCGUCGUCAGACAGAUUCCGAUUUUGCCAAUACGACCAUUGAUAUUACACUGAAGUCACUGGGCAUCAUCAACGGCUGGAUUGAUCUCGUGACCCAGACGCCGUAUCAUCCCAAGUUUGCAUAUGAGAAUACUUAUGCCAUCGAAGCCAUUUCGCAACUUCAAGAACUCAACGCUUUGAGCGCCUACAACAGCGCAGACGGCUGCGAGCAGCGUACUGCCUUCUGCCGUUCACAAGAAGCUGCCCUCGACCCGAUGGGCCACGGAGACGUGGAUGCAGUCAACGAAGCGUGCUCGCAAGCGCAAUCGUACUGCGAAGACUAUGUAGUUGGGCCAUACACUACAUCCGGGCGUUCCAUCUACGACAUUUCGCAAAGUAUGCUCGACCCUUUUCCGGGCGCUCUCUACCUGGAGUAUCUGAAUGAGCUAUCGGUUCAAGAAGCGCUUGGUGUGCCGGUCAACUACAGCCAAGAUUCAGUGGCUGUGUUCACUGCCUUCAACACCACCGGAGACUAUGCACGGAAUAACAUCGUCCAGGAUCUUGUUGAUCUUCUCGAUUCUGGUGUCAGAGUUGCGCUGAUAUACGGGGACCGAGAUUACAUCUGCAAUUGGCUAGGAGGAGAAGCAGCCUCUUUCGCUGUAGCUGGGGCGGCGGGCCCAUCAUAUUUGCCGUGGUACGACGCUGGAUAUGCCCCGAUUGUGGCCAAUAGCACCUACGUCGGCGGUGUCGUUCGGGAGUUUGGGAACCUGAGUUUCAGCCGAAUCUACGAUUCCGGUCACUUGAUGCCCGCGUAUCAGCCCGAGACCGCCUUCACCAUCUUUUCGCGUAUCAUCCAGGGAACAGACAUCAGCAUGGGCUUGCCAGCGGACUUGUCGACAUACUCGUCGUUUGGGGAAGCUAACUCAUCGCACCAGAAUAUCGCCCCUCCAAUGGCCGAUCCGAUCUGUCACCUUCGCGCCGUCAAUACGACCUGUAACACGGACCAGAAGAACAUGCUCGCGAAUAAUGCUGGCGCCAUCAUCAACGGGGUUUUAUACGCUGACGCCACGGACUGGCAGGCACCGGACCCAGGAAUUGUCAUCAUCGCCGGAUCGCCAGGCACGCCCCCGGUCAGCAUAGUGACCAGUCCACCGAUGCCCAACACGAGCAUGACGCAGGAAGGGUCGCAAAUAUCAAGUGCAAACACGGAGUCUGCCAACCGGUGUGUAUACAGCUACCACCGUUCCUCCAACGACAUCCGCUAG
This is a messenger RNA of Fonsecaea monophora, 1971 nucleotides long. RefSeq lists its product as hypothetical. The record is from RefSeq and is a predicted model, not a curated record. The coding region runs from base 1 to 1971 and encodes 656 amino acids. Gene Ontology annotation, biological process: proteolysis. The transcript has 3 exons. Gene Ontology annotation, cellular component: fungal-type vacuole. NCBI's taxonomy places the organism in Eukaryota, Fungi, Ascomycota, Eurotiomycetes, Chaetothyriales, Herpotrichiellaceae. Gene Ontology annotation, molecular function: serine-type carboxypeptidase activity.